This is a messenger RNA of Corticium candelabrum, 1238 nucleotides long. RefSeq names its product sideroflexin-5-like. The record is from RefSeq and is a predicted model, not a curated record. Gene Ontology annotation, cellular component: mitochondrial inner membrane. Gene Ontology annotation, biological process: mitochondrial transmembrane transport; monoatomic ion transport. The transcript is spliced from 14 exons. Lineage: Eukaryota; Metazoa; Porifera; Homoscleromorpha; Homosclerophorida; Plakinidae. Gene Ontology annotation, molecular function: monoatomic ion transmembrane transporter activity. The coding region runs from base 204 to 1169 and encodes 321 amino acids.
GAUGGGAAGAAGCUUGUAGUGUCCACCAGUUCUCCUCACAUCCGGGCUAUUCACUGACUAGCAAUCUUUGGCCCGUACAUAUCUAGGUAGUGCAUGCGCUCGCGGAUGUUGUGCGAUUCCAGUUGUACAGGCUUCCAGUGAAAACAGCGUUCGUAAAACUCGAAUUCCUGGGGUGUGUACACUGUACAUGUUCAAUUGCAACAAUGGAGAAAGUUCCGCCUUUUGAAUUGGGGAAAUCGCGAUAUGAUCAAACAACAUUCUGGGGACGGUUUAAACAUUUUCUUGAUGUCGUGGAUCCAAGGACACUCUUCACAUCAGAUAAAAGACUGCAUGAAUGCAAACAAUUGUUGGAUGACUUCAGAACUGGUACAGUGUCACCAGAGGUAUCAGACCAACAGCUGUGGGGAGCUCAGAAAAUUGUGCAGGCAAUUCUGCACCCUGACACAGGAGAGAAGAUCUUCAUGCCACUGAGAAUGUCAGGAUUUGUUCCCUUUGGAACCCCAAUUGUUGUAGGGCUACUUAUACCUCAGAGCCUGGCGGGUGUCAUAUUCUGGCAGUGGAUUAAUCAAAGUCAUAAUGCUGGUGUCAACUAUGCUAAUCGAAAUGCCAGCCGGCCAACACCAACCAUAAAAUUUGUCCAAGGAUAUGCUGGUGCCGUGACGAGUGCAGUUGGAAUAGCAGUGAUGCUAAACAUGUUAGUGAAUCGUGCUCAAAGUAUGUCCCCAGCUCGACGUCUGCUUAUUCAACGCUUCAUUCCAUUUCCUGCUGUUGCUGCUGCUAGCACUACCAAUCUGUUGCUCAUGCGAAUGCAUGAGAUAUCUGAAGGUAUCGAGGUCGUCGACAGUCACAGCAAUGUCGUCGGCAUUUCAAAUGUGGCCGCCAAGAAGGCAAUAUUUCAGACUGCUUUGACACGAGCGGUCCUUCCAGCACCAGUAUUACUGAUACCUCCAAUCAUCAUGUCUUUACUAGACAGGACACAAUUGUUUCGACGAUACCCUCGGCUCAACUUACCCGUUCAUAGCAUCGUCGUCCUUGCUUCAUUUGGAUUGGCUCUACCGCUUGCGAUUAGCCUUUUCCCUCAAACAGGAGAGAUCAGACGGUCAGAACUGGAGCCAGACAUAAGGGACAACUGCUCAGAGGAGUUGCUGUUUUACAACAAGGGACUUUGAUUGUGACAUUUUCAAAUGAUUCAGAUUGUGACAUUUUCAAAUGAUUCGGAGUGUCUUUGUAACUCUUCA